AUGAGGUGGUCGAUUGCAGUAUUAUUCGACUCAUCCAUAAUGACCGAUAAAAAGAAAGACGAUAAAGAAAAAGAGGAACCGAAGAAAAUCGAAAUGCAAAGUGUUGAGGAGGAUGACGAGUUCGAGGAGUUCCCUUUGCAAGAUUGGCAAGCCAAAGAGAAUGCCGAGGAAGAGGAGGAAUUGAGUGUUUGGGAAGAUAACUGGGAUGAUGAGGCACAUGAGAAUGACUUCUCGAAGCAAUUGAGGGACGAAUUGGCGAAAAGUGGUUCGAAAGCGAUUGUGUAG
Molecule: messenger RNA, 285 nt
Organism: Anisakis simplex (herring worm)
Lineage: Eukaryota; Metazoa; Nematoda; Chromadorea; Rhabditida; Anisakidae
Source: the annotation of a GenBank genome assembly